AUGUUUCUCUCUUUCUCUCCCCCUCUCUCUCUCUCUUCCCCUCUCUCCCCCUCUCUCUCUCCCCCCUCUCCCCUCUCUCUCCCCCCUCUCUCUCUCCCCCUCUCUCCCCCUCUCUCUCUCCCCCUCUCUAUCUCUCCCCUCUCUCCCCCCCUCUCCCCCCCCUCUCUUCCCCUCUCUCCCCCUCUCUCCCUCUCUCCCCUCUCUCUCCCCCCUCUAUCCACCCCUCUCUCUCCCCUCUCCCCUCUCUCCCCCUCUCUUCCCCCUCUCUCCCCCUUCCCCUCUCUCCCCCUCUCCCCCUCUCUCCCCCUCUCUCCCCCCCCCUCUCCCCCCUCUCCCCCUCUCUUCCCCUCUCUCUCCCCCCUCUCUCCCCCUCUCUCCCCCUCUCUCCCCCUCUCUCUCUCUCUCCCCCUCUCUAUCUCUCUGCAGCUCAUUCCCUUCAUUAAGAAAAUAUUAGUAUUUUGUCGCAUCAAUCUCCAAUUAUUGGAAAAUGAAUCCACGAUAUUUUCUAUGUAUGUAUCUAUCUAUCUAUCCGUCAGUUCAUAUCUAUCUAUCUAUCUAUCUAUCUAUCUAUCUAUGCAACCGUUCACAUCUCUCUCUCUUUCUUUCUCUCUCUCUCUCUCUCUCUAUCUAUCUAUCUAUUAA
Molecule: messenger RNA, 642 nt
Organism: Acanthosepion pharaonis
Lineage: Eukaryota; Metazoa; Mollusca; Cephalopoda; Sepiida; Sepiidae
Source: the annotation of a GenBank genome assembly